Messenger RNA from Penicillium daleae, 969 nucleotides. RefSeq lists its product as uncharacterized. Lineage: Eukaryota; Fungi; Ascomycota; Eurotiomycetes; Eurotiales; Aspergillaceae. The record is from RefSeq and is a predicted model, not a curated record. Bases 1 to 969 code for a protein of 322 amino acids. The transcript has 2 exons.
AUGCGCCCAGGGCUGGAUAAACCGGGCGCGCUCCCUCUCCUGGCGCUGAUUGUCUUCUCGUUGUUGACUCUCGUGCCGUCGUUGUCGAGUAUCUACAAUAUCAAGUUCGUGGACUUUAGCUACUUCACCGGCGGAGCUCGCAAGCUUCCCCUGAUUCAAGAUGGCGCCGCCGCAUUCCCUCCGGACACACCUCCCAUUGACCCUCAAAAGUCGUGGGUGAUGACUGCACAAUAUCGUACGCGUGGAAGUCGCAUAUCACGCUCUUUGCGAUCCAAUGGCGCCGCGACCGUCCCCGGCGAAGUCACCCCGGUGGAGAAUAAAAGUCGACUCUCCUAUACCGCUCCAGAAUCAUCCUCAUUUAUGUUCGGCCGACGCGCUCGCGCAUUUCGGACAUACUUUAUCCAGCAAUUAGAUGACUAUCAGCUAUUCACCUCCUUUUCCAAUCGGAGUCUUCCAGCUGCGCCUACGAUCCUCAACCCCGCUGUCACGCUCUCUAAUGCCUCUCCUCUACCCACCUCAACUGACGACAACCGCUCCGAAACUACACAUCGUCCCGAUAAUAACUCUUCACCUCCAUGUAUAUCUCCCACGGAGGGUGCGGGACUGCAGAUCCCGAUCUUGUGCAACAAGUGGCAGCAGGCCUGCCGCAUGACAAUUGACCUUUGGGAGUAUGCCAAGCACACUGCACUCAUCUCCCGGGUGCAACCCCUAAUUCAGCUCGGAUCCAAAUACCUGGAAUCGAUGUUUACAUUUCAAAACGCACCUGACGAGCAAUCGACAACAUUGGCCCGUUCUGCAAAAGAUGCGCCGGCUGCGACCAACUCUACUCCUGGUUCCACGGGCCAGAUGCAAAAGCUACAGACAACAUCGAGUGAUCAGACCACAGAUGCUGCUGGGCACACGGCAGAAUUGCGGGGCAGCUGUAUGGCCGUGGUCAUCGGCUUGGUAGCAGGGAUCAUGUGGUUCUAA